ACUGUAGGCAGGCUGCCGCUAUGUAAGCCUUUAUGUAUCCGCCAUGAAUUCCCUAUGGAGCUGCAGCUUUGCGCUCUUUUGUUGUUGCGUGGUUUUGGGGACUUGCAGCCUCGCUACCGAGAGCCCUAAGGAGACUGCCCGCACCGAACCAACUGAGACCCAGGCCUGGGACAGUACGGGGGGUCCUCUGCUUCCUGACCAUGUGACAGACAACCAGACCUCUGAGGGCAAAGCGGAGUCUCACUAUAAUGAUAGCGAUACCUUACCUGUGGCUACAAAUACACCUGAGCCUCUGAGCCCAACCAAGAUUAACAGGGUGGUUUGUGUUUGUGACCUGCUGGUUGCCCACUGUGAUGACAACUGUUGCUGCGAUCCUGACUGCAAUGCUGCAGAUAUUCGUGGAUGCCUGGCCAAUGAAAUGCCUGCAGAGACAGCCUAUACAGAACCACCUGAAAUCCAGGUGUUGGAGGGUGCAGAGGAAGACGUCCCACCUGAAAACAACACAGACCAUAGAGGAGUUGAGGAUUCAGAAGUCAUUGAUAUUGGAGUCAUAGCUUCUCCAGGGGAUGAGUUAACAAGAAGCUUUGGUUCUGCUGACCAACCUGGUGCUCGAGUUCUUCCCUCUCCAGUCACCAACAUUGCCAGUCUGUGUGUUUGCGACCUGCUUGUGGGCCAGUGUGAUGUCAACUGUUGCUGUGACCCUGACUGCAGUACCUCUGACUUCAGUUUAUUUUCUGGAUGUUCCAUUCCUGUUGUCACAGUAGACAGUCAGUUAUGUACACAAGAAACUGUACAGUACUCGAUCAAUGCCUCGAAAAGAGUUGUCAACACAGUCGAGCAGAUUAAUCCAAGCAUUUUCUGCAUCCAAGCAACCAAUUAUCCUCCAGCCUUAUCCUACAUUACUCCUGAGGUUCCAACAGCGAGUAACUUUGAUAGUUUGCUGGCACUAUAUGGUGGGGUAUCAUUUAGCACAACAAACAGUGUUCAGAAUGCAUUUGUUCCCUCUGCCACAAGAUAUGAGUAUGGGUCUCCUCUCUUAACUGCCAGUGCGUACCUAUCCCUUCCUGCUCCACUUGGUACUAAAGAAUGUACAGAUCGUAACCCUGUGGGUUUCCUAGUAAGCCAGGAUUCUACGUGUACUUGGAACGUAUCACUAAACAAUUGUUCAGUGCCUGCAUUGACUCUUGCCACUUACACAGAUGUGAGGAUUAUAGCUACACCAAAUUCUGGAAACCAGAUUAAUAUAACAGUACAGUCUAUAAUGAAGAAGUCUCUCGAUGGGAUCUUUAUCCCAAGUGUCAUAGAUCAUUAUGUUCCUGUUUUGGACAAUACAACAGAGCUUUGUAAAGAUGUGGUUUUGGGGGGGAGUUACCAGAUCCUAUACACAGAACAAGGAGCAAUUACAGCUGUAAAUGCUUUCCUCAUAUUGGGAGUAAUUAACGCUACUCUGGGAACAGUUCAGCAAAGUUUUAAAGUUUCUUUUGUUCAGGAUGGAACCUUCCCAUCUCUUCUCAGUGGAAACCCUGGCUAUAUAGUUGGAUUACCAGUCAUUGCUGGCUUUAAGGAACCACAAUCAGGCAUUAUUCAGAACACAAACAGGUUUGCCCAACUAACUAUUCUACGAAGCUCAGCUGGCCAAAACUGUCUAACAGAAGAAGGCAACAGGGCAGCAGUGCUGUUUGGGUACAACAUGGUAUCCGGCUGUAAACUGCAGUAUCCUGUACCAUGUCAAGUUGCAGCAACUGCCAUCUUGAAUGUGCUGAGAGGGCAACAGUUUCCCGAGUAUGUGGCAUCCUUUGGGAAUUCUCAGCCACAGAAUGUUCUGGACUGGGUACCAAUUACUGUUGUCACUUCUACAUUACCACAAAGCGCAACGGCUGAUUGCAAAAUCCCAGUUUCAUUAGACUUAGAAGUGAGAUGGACAAAAUAUGGAUCUCUGGUAAAUCCUCAAGCUCAGAUUGUUAAUGUUACGGAAAAGAUAACAUAUGCUUUUGUCCAGAAUACUAAUUCAGGAAGUGGAAAUGUGCUGCAAAUCUCUACCUCGGUCACCUUCCUCGAUGUGUCUGCGCCUGCACAACCUGGUUACAAAGCUCCCCCAACCAUUGAUGCCACACUGCCCUUUGAUUUCUUCCGCCCUUUUGUAUAAAAUGAGUCAGGCUUUUGAUAUCUGAAGCACCUACCAAGAACUGAUACACUGGACUGCAAGAUUCACAUUUUUGUUUUGUUUUAACAAUUUUUUAAAAACUUCUGUAAAUGUGUAAAAAUGAAUGUAUUUAUCUACUUUUGUAAUAAAGAUGAUUACUGAUAUUUAA
Xenopus tropicalis (tropical clawed frog) is the source of this 2312-nucleotide messenger RNA. It is a transcript of the gene tctn1, whose product is annotated as tectonic family member 1. NCBI's taxonomy places the organism in Eukaryota, Metazoa, Chordata, Amphibia, Anura, Pipidae. The transcript has 16 exons. Bases 44 to 2146 code for a protein of 700 amino acids. The record is from RefSeq and is marked provisional.